Ceratotherium simum simum (southern white rhinoceros) is the source of this 1353-nucleotide messenger RNA. It is a transcript of the gene REM1, whose product is annotated as RRAD and GEM like GTPase 1. Lineage: Eukaryota; Metazoa; Chordata; Mammalia; Perissodactyla; Rhinocerotidae. Gene Ontology annotation, biological process: negative regulation of high voltage-gated calcium channel activity. Gene Ontology annotation, cellular component: plasma membrane. The record is from RefSeq and is a predicted model, not a curated record. Gene Ontology annotation, molecular function: GTPase activity; GTP binding; calcium channel regulator activity.
GGACCCGCCCGAGGGGCUGCGCGCAGAGGCGGUGGUGCAGCCUGGAGCAGCCGGCGGCUGCGGCGGCCGGGGACCCUGGACCCCUCCCCACGCCGAGAAGGAAGGAAGGAGCAAAGUCCCUCUCCCAAGGAUGACACUAAACACCCAGCAAGAAGCAAAGACCCCCCUGCAUCGGCGAGCCAGCACUCCUCUGCCCCUGUCCCCCCGGGGCCACCAGCCUGGCCUCCUGUGCACAGCGCCCUCCACGCAAUCCCAGCAUCCCCGGCUGGGCCAAUCAGCCUCCCUCAACCCUCCCACCCGGAAACCUUUACCUGCCCCCAACGGUUGGUCCUCUGAAUCCAGCGACUCUGAAGGCUCCUGGGAGGCCCUCUACCGCGUGGUACUGCUUGGCGAUCCUGGUGUAGGGAAGACCAGCCUGGCCAGCCUCUUUGCAGGGAAGCAAGAGCGGGACCUCCAUGAACAGCUGGGAGAAGAUGUAUACGAGAGGACCCUCACGGUGGACGGAGAAGACACCACGCUGGUGGUCAUGGACACCUGGGAGGCCGAGAAACUGGAUGAAACCUGGAGCCAGGAGUCGUGCCUGCAGGUGGGCAGCGCCUAUGUCAUCGUGUACUCCAUCGCAGACAGAGGCAGCUUCGAGAGCGCCUCUGAGCUCCGCAUUCAGCUGCGGCGCACACAUCAGGCGGACCACGUGCCCAUCAUCCUGGUGGGCAACAAGGCAGACCUGGCACGCUGCCGAGAAGUCUCCGUGGAAGAGGGCCGCGCCUGCGCCGUGGUGUUCGACUGCAAGUUCAUCGAGACGUCAGCCACGCUGCAGCACAACGUGGCCGAGCUCUUCGAGGGCGUGGUGCGUCAACUGCGCUUGCGCCGCCGGCAUAGCGCGGCCCGGGAGCCCCCGCUGCCCCGACGGCGGGCCAGCCUCGGCCAGCGCGCUCGUCGUUUCCUAGCCCGCCUGACGGCCCGUAGUGCCCGCCGCCGGGCACUCAAGGCCCGCUCCAAGUCCUGCCACAACCUGGCCGUGCUCUGAGGCCGCCCGCCCUCCCAGGUGUGGCAGGACACUGGGGUACACGCGGGGCUCUACCGACGCCACCGAGGGGCAGUGGCGCGGUGGCCUGGAGACCGCAUCGUGGGCCUUGCCUGCCCGCUGCCCCGACGGCCCAAGCAUCUCCCGGAGCCGGAGCUUCGGGGACCCCUCCACCCCGGGGAAGCGGUGGACAAACUAUGGGGCCUAAACGCAAGCUGGGCACAGAGUAGGGUUCUUUACGUAGUGCAUAUCUUUUUGUAAAAAUCUUCCUUGUCCCUGGGCUCUGGACAACUCUCAGAAACCCUCCAUAAUAAACUAGACCAGAAGGA